Molecule: messenger RNA, 753 nt
Organism: Coccidioides posadasii C735 delta SOWgp
Lineage: Eukaryota; Fungi; Ascomycota; Eurotiomycetes; Onygenales; Onygenaceae
Source: RefSeq, a predicted model, not a curated record
AUGGGUCAUAUACCAGACGAUCCAGCUCCGUCAUACGAAGAGUCAGUGUCCUCCAGGCCGUUCAGCGGGACCGACAGCAAACAUGCGCCGGACUUUCAACCUGCAAUGCCUCUUGCUGCUCAACUUGCCAACACUCGGACUCGGCGCAUCAACGCGAUCCUUGAGACAUACGUUGAUCCGCUGCUCAUAUCACAAGGCGUGGCAGGGCUCUACAAGACAAUAUUCAUCCUUGUACCUUCUACGGUGUCCAGUCUCCAAGAUGCCGUCAGUAACGCCUACACUCAACCACCAGAGCCCCAGGUCGUCGGCUUCCCCGCCAACGAAGUGGUCAAACUCAUUCGAUUGAAAGGUGAAGAAUAUGCUAUGGAGUUUUGGCGGCAGCCAGCGGUCGUCGCAGAGCUGGAAUCCUCGAUGAAGGCAAGACUUGUGUCUUCGGGGCACAGACUGUUCGAGCCGAGCGACGUUCCGGCGGUGAACCCCGAGCCCUCUCCCAAGGUUCAGGAAACAAGGAAGGUUGGGUUUUGGGGGAAAAUAAGGGGAAGGGGGGUUAAUGACGACGAGAUAGAGGACCGAAAGCUUGGUUGGCGGGCCGAGGAGCCACAGGCUGAAGGCUCUCCGGGAAGGAUUCCUACCGGCCUGGUCAAGGUUUCUGUGCAAUGGAAAGAGAUUGCAUUGCGGAUUGCAAAUGACAUGGGCCUCUAUGAGAGUAAGCGGGGUCCUGCUUUGUGUAUCGUCGUUGAAGUAGGGACGUAG